Molecule: messenger RNA, 727 nt
Organism: Callorhinchus milii (elephant shark)
Lineage: Eukaryota; Metazoa; Chordata; Chondrichthyes; Chimaeriformes; Callorhinchidae
Gene: rheb
Product: Ras homolog, mTORC1 binding
Exons: 8
Coding region: 88-642 (184 amino acids)
Biological process (GO): small GTPase-mediated signal transduction
Cellular component (GO): plasma membrane
Molecular function (GO): GTPase activity; GDP binding; GTP binding
Source: RefSeq, a predicted model, not a curated record
CCGCCUCUCUGCUCCUAUUCGUCUUUCUCUUCUGUCUCUUUUCUUUCCCCGCCUCCUCCUCAAAAAACACAGCCCCAUCGCUUAACGAUGCCGCAGCCGAAGUCCCGCAAGGUUGCGAUACUGGGAUACCGAUCAGUGGGGAAGUCUUCGUUGACCAUUCAGUUUGUUGAAGGGCAGUUUGUUGACUCAUAUGACCCCACAAUAGAAAACACAUUUACAAAAUUGAUCACAGUCAAUGGGCAGGAAUACCAUCUGCAGCUUGUGGACACAGCUGGACAGGAUGAGUACUCCAUUUUUCCUCAAACCUACUCCAUAGACAUAAACGGAUACAUUCUGGUGUAUUCAGUUACUUCCAACAAAAGUUUUGAAGUGAUCAAAGUAAUUCACGAUAAAUUGUUGGAUAUGGUGGGGAAAGUUCAAGUACCGAUUAUGUUGGUUGGAAAUAAAAAGGAUUUGCAUAUGGAAAGGGUGAUCAGCUAUGAAGAAGGGAAGAGCUUAGCUGAUUCCUGGAACGCUGCUUUCAUGGAAUCAUCUGCAAAAGAGAACCAGACUGCAGUGGAAGUCUUCAAGCGAAUAAUAAUGGAAGCAGAAAGGGGAGACGGAGGCACUCAACAAGGGAAAACCACAUGCUCAGUAAUGUGAGGCCUGAAAACGCUGACAGAACUACUCUACUUGAAGAGGCAAACUGCCUCUUUCCCUUUAAUAAAAACUGCCACUUUCCCUUUAA